AUGACGCAUUGCUACAGAUGCAUUGGAAUGGACUACGGCUGUGAUCCCCUCAACAGUGCCUACACUGUUGUCAUCGAUGCUGAUUCUUACGAGCUGACAUGCGAGCAGAACACGGACCCAUGUGCUCUGAACGCGUGUAUGUGCGAUUUGGACUUGGUGAACAACCUCGUCCAAAACAUCGCCGAAGAAGGCUCAAACUUAAAUGGCUUGACCGAAGCUACUGGCUUCGAUACCCAAGCAAGGUGUAUUCCCGGUAAUAAUCCAGGACCAAAGGCAGACCAGUGCUGCGGAGAAUACCCGAAGCGAUUCCCAUUCUCCGACAACUACGGACAGCGAGGAUGCUGCAGUGGUAAGACUUACAACACUAACACUUUAGAGUGCUGUGCCGGUGGUGAGAUCAAAGGCAUUGGAUAUUGUGGCGGCUACUAA
Messenger RNA from Oikopleura dioica, 429 nucleotides. The record is from the annotation of a GenBank genome assembly. NCBI's taxonomy places the organism in Eukaryota, Metazoa, Chordata, Appendicularia, Copelata, Oikopleuridae.